Messenger RNA from Scleropages formosus (Asian bonytongue), 1157 nucleotides. RefSeq names its product mix-type homeobox gene 2 (gene mxtx2). Gene Ontology annotation, cellular component: nucleus. The transcript is spliced from 3 exons. Bases 330 to 1157 code for a protein of 275 amino acids. Gene Ontology annotation, molecular function: RNA polymerase II transcription regulatory region sequence-specific DNA binding; DNA-binding transcription factor activity, RNA polymerase II-specific. Gene Ontology annotation, biological process: regulation of transcription by RNA polymerase II. The record is from RefSeq and is a predicted model, not a curated record. Lineage: Eukaryota; Metazoa; Chordata; Actinopteri; Osteoglossiformes; Osteoglossidae.
UGUGCUCAUUUAAAUUCUCCACGGGGGGAAAGGGAAGAAAACGAUCUGUGAAUUAUGAGCAUUACGAACAUUUUUAUGAACCAUUCUGUCUUUCGGAAUACCUGUUUAGUGUUUUGCUUUGAAGAGAUGCCUCAUGAGUAAAGGGGGAGGAUAAUAGGUAUCCAAGGUGUGAACAUCUCCUAGGGGCCCCUGCACACACCUCUCACCUAACAAUAGACUAAUCUUAGGGCCUAGGCUAGAUAAUUUUGGUAUAAAUUGAGUGGGCCACCUUAAGAGAGUUGUCACACUGAGACAGCACACACUGAGACUGUCCCAGCUCCGGUGUGACCAUGGCAACGGAGUCUUGCAUCGCUCCUGACCUCCCCAUCCCCGUUGGUCCUGCAGACCCAGACAAAUGCUCUUCCCGCAGAAGAAGAACCAGCUUUUCCAAGGAGAACCUGGUGCUGCUGAAGGCCGCCUUCCAGAGCAACCCGUACCCUGGCAUCGGUGUCCGGGAGAGCCUGUCCCAAGCUACGGGGAUACCGGAGUCCCGCAUCCAAGUGUGGUUCCAGAACCGCAGGGCCAGGACCUUGAGAGGCCGGGGAGGCCAGCAGGCCUCCCAGAGGACAGAGGCAGCGUCUCCCUCUCCCAGGGUGCACCUUCCAUCCCCGACUGCUUUCCCUGGUGCUCCAUUGCCCAGAUGUGCAGGGCUGUCAGGUGGAGCACAGCUGGGGCUUGCGCAGCAGCAAUACCCCCCAACGACUGAUGAGGAUGACAGCUGUUUCUGGCCAAAUGUGUACAGUGCAGUGACUCCUGGAUUCAGCUACAGGCAGGCCAGGCUGCUGGGGACCAGCACCAGUCCACCCCCACCGAGUCCUGGAUUCCAGCCGGUGGCCAACCACGGUCCUGGCAGCACCUUCUGGAGCCCUCAGCCUUGGGCAGCUGCCACCCCAGCCUCUCCCAACUCUGGCUAUUGGGAAAUAGGGCUGCAAGGUACCCCCUCUACCUCCUGGUUCUGUCCACCCGAGGAGACCUGGGCGGUCCCCGUGGGCCCUAUACUGCAGUGGCCUCCAGCAAAGCCGGAAGCUCAACAAGAGACAUCUCUGCCCAGCCAGCUGCCGCAGUCACUGGAAGAAAUUUUAGAUGAGCUGCAGCCAGACUGGUGGAAGAUCAAGUAG